This is a messenger RNA of Microdochium trichocladiopsis, 1887 nucleotides long. RefSeq names its product glycosyltransferase family 2 protein. The record is from RefSeq and is a predicted model, not a curated record. The transcript is spliced from 2 exons. NCBI's taxonomy places the organism in Eukaryota, Fungi, Ascomycota, Sordariomycetes, Xylariales, Microdochiaceae. Bases 1 to 1887 code for a protein of 628 amino acids.
AUGGGCCAGAUUGUGCGCCUGCACGACCGCGACGACUCAGAGCAGUGGAAGGGUGUCAAGCGGUACCUGUACUUCUUCGCGCCCUUCUUCAUUGCCAUUGAUGUCCUCAUCUACCUCGCCUACCUUGGCUUCCGCCUCUACUGCAACAUUGACGUGCAGCAGCGUACCGGCAUCAGCGCCGGUGCCGCGUGGGUCUUUGUCGGUGUCGAGUUCCUCAUCACCAUCCCCUACCUCAUGAACAAUGCCUGGGCCCUCUUCUCGCUCAAGUCGCGCACCCGGCCCCGGCUCCGGUUGACCGGCGACGCGGACGUCCCCACUCUCGAUGUCUUUGUCACCUGCUGCAAGGAGGACAACGAGGUCGUCAUGGACACUGUCAAGGCUGCCUGCGACCAGGACUACCCGAUCGAGAAGUUCCGUGUCAUCAUCCUUGACGAUGGCAAGUCGGCCGAGCUGGAGCAGCUGGCGCUCGAGGCGGCCAAGACCUGGCCCAACCUGUUCUACAUGUCCCGCGAGAAGAAGCCCGGCGUUCCCCACCACUUCAAGGCUGGCAACCUCAACUACGGUCUCGAGCAGCUCACUCUCCUCCCUGGCGGUACUGCCGAGUUUGUCGGUGCCCUCGAUGCUGACAUGAUUCCCGAGCCUCACUGGGCGCGUUCCCUGCUUCCUCACCUUCUGAGCGAUCGCAAGGUGGCCAUGGCCUGCCCUCCCCAGCUCUUCUACAACACUCCCCGCUCCGACCCUCUCGGCCAGUCUCUCGACUUCUUUGUCCACAUCACUGAGCCCAUCAAGGACACUCUCAACGCCGCCUGGUGCACUGGUUCCGGCUACAUCUGCCGCCGCACUGCUCUCGACGACAUUGGUGGUAUCCCUGUCGGUGGUAUCGCUGAGGAUGUCGCCACCUCCAACCUGUUCAUCGGCAAGGGCUGGGUUACUGCCUACGUCCACGAGCCUCUCCAGUUCGGCACCGUCCCCGACGACUUCUCGUCCCAUCUUAAGCAGCGCACGCGCUGGGCCAUCGGUACCGUCGAGAACGCCAUGAACGUCAACUUCUACCUCUGGGGCGACAAGAUCAAGCGCAUGACCGCCCCGGCCCGCAUCAGCUCCUUCCUCAUCGGCAUCCUCUCCUUCUACCCGAUCGUCUUCUGCAUUUCGCUCUUCUCCAUCCCCAUCAUCCUCAUCAUGGGCCAGCCCCUGAUCCUCUUCGCCGAUGACGAGCAGUUCCGCUGGCUCCUCCGCGCCGCCUUCGCCACCGUCAUCUCCCGCCGCAUCAUGGAGUUCAUCAUCUACAUCCCCGCCGGCUACCACACUGGCCAGCGCUUCGCCCGCUACCAGAUCUGGAUGGCUCCUUACCUCGCCCUCUGCCUCAUCCGCGCCUUCAUCCUGCCCAAGUGGCUCGGCGGCGCCUCGACCGCCUUCAAGCCCACCGGCUCUCUCGGCUCGGCCAUUAACGAGCGCGACGCCGAGACCCGCAAGGGCAUGCUGCACCGCCUCUUUGCCAUCCUGAUCCAGUGCCAGGCUCUCUUCCACCUGCUCUUUGUCUACUUUGUCAUCGCCGGCGUCUGCAUCACCACCUACAAGUGCUUCAUCGUCGAGCUCAAUCUCCGCGACAUCCUGACCUGCAUGAUCACCCACGCCUGGUGGCCCCCCUUGACCUGGCUCUUCCUCGCCAGCUCCAUCUGGACCCCGAUCGCCUACGCCAUCAACCCCCCCAGCGUGCCCGACCGCGAGGAGCUCCUCAACCGCGACCCCAAGACCGGCAUCGCCCACCCCAGAAACGUCACCAAGAAGAUCGCCUUUGGCGCCCAGGCUGCCUGGUUCGAGACCGAGUACACCAUCACCACUCUGUACACGACCUUCUGCUUCGUGGCUACUUUCUUCUACUUCUAA